AUGGACUUUAACUUUCUAUGGGAGAUACCGCCAGUAACAAGGCUGCUGCUGUGUCUUAGUGUGAUCUCGGUUGUGCUAGUUUCAUUCGGCCUCGUCCACCCACUGCAGAUGAUUUUCAGUCCUACCCUCGCGUUCCAAGAAAAGCAUUAUUGGCGGCUGGUCUCAACAUUCUUUUACUUUGGCCCUCUCAACCUGAGUAGUAUUAUCGAGUUACACUGGUUAUAUAUGGUGAGCAGCAGCAUUGAAUUGCAGUACUUCCACCGACGGCGUCUAGACUACUGCCUGACCCUCUUUACUGGGGCAGGGCUUUUACUUUUCCUCAGAAGCACUCGUGCGAUAGAAACACCAUACCUCAGUAACCAGUUUUCGAAGACGCUGGUGUAUCUCUUUGGGCGGCUGCUGCCUCAUCAGGAGGCGAGCAUUUUUGGUCUUUUGACGGUGCAGGUGCGAUACCUCCCCCUUGUAUUCCUUCUGAUGAGCGUUAUGUUCGGUGAAGUUGGUAUUGGUACUGAAGUGAUGGCUGAUUUGGUGGGCCACAUCCUGUGGUACCUACUGGAAAUAUUUCCACGCAUUACGAAGAUUCAUCCCCUGCGCGUACAGCGCUACUUCAUACGGUAG
Trypanosoma brucei brucei TREU927 is the source of this 618-nucleotide messenger RNA. RefSeq lists its product as hypothetical. Gene Ontology annotation, molecular function: misfolded protein binding; ubiquitin-specific protease binding. Gene Ontology annotation, cellular component: Hrd1p ubiquitin ligase ERAD-L complex; endoplasmic reticulum membrane. Bases 1 to 618 code for a protein of 205 amino acids. Lineage: Eukaryota; Euglenozoa; Kinetoplastea; Trypanosomatida; Trypanosomatidae. The record is from RefSeq and is a predicted model, not a curated record. Gene Ontology annotation, biological process: endoplasmic reticulum unfolded protein response. The transcript has a single exon.